AUGGCCGGCGGUGGGGGCGUGAAACGUACAGCUUCCCCCACUCGAGCUAUAUCGCCGCCUCCACUCAAAAGGAAGGUUGAGUCUACCAUAACUAAAAAGGCUGUUUCCUCCUUCUUUACCCCGACUUCUCAGAAAAAGCCCGAACAGAUCACCUGGCGGAUUGUCAACAACAGUGCGGUCAUUGGCAAGUAUACUUCGGAUUCGAGUCACAAGAAAAGUACAGAGAAGCCCAGAAUCGCAGCAUUUGACCUGGAUUCAACGCUUGUCUCGACAGCCUCUGGAAAUACGUUCCCCAGGAAUGGGUCAGACUGGAAGUGGUGGCAUGAUACGAUACCUGGGAAGCUCAAGGAGUUGAACGACAAUGGAUACUACGUGGUGGUCGUAACGAAUCAAAAGAAGAUCAGUCUCAAGAAAGAUCUCAAGAAAGGCCAGAGCGACUCUAAAAGCCUUGUCAACUUCAAGGAGAGGGUGUCGGCCGUCAUGAAGCAACUGGACAUCCCACUAAGUGUAUAUGCAGCCACCGAAGAUGACGAAUAUAGGAAACCCAGGACAGGUCUAUGGAAAGAGAUGCUGGACGACUAUGACUUCGAUGUGUCAGGAGUCAAUCUGUCAGAGUCCAUUUUUGUAGGGGACGCUGCUGGACGGCUAAACGACCAUUCCAUGGUCGACCGCGGAUUUGCUCUUAAUAUCAAAGUACCUUUCAAGACGCCCGAGGAGUUCUUCCUCAAUGCUGACCCCGAGCCCCUCGUGGAACCGUUCGAUCCGACGAUUUACCUGCAAGCAGAGCCAACCGACGAUGUGGCGCCACCUUUCUCUCGCCAGAGCCCCCUCGAGCUGGUGAUAUUUUGCGGCAGCCCUGGUGCGGGCAAAUCCUCGUUCUACUGGGAAUACCUGGAACCGUUGAAAUACGAACGAGUCAACCAAGACCUUCUUAAGACUCUAACCAACCGCUCACCACAGCGCCCUAAAUGCAUCAAAGUGGCGAAGGAACACCUUGCAGCCGGUAGAUCUGUGGUUGUCGACAACACCAAUGCCGACCCGGAAACCAGAUCCCAGUGGGUAGAAGUCGCUAAGGAAUUCAACGUCCCGAUUCGCUGUGUCUAUUUCACAGCUUCCCCCGCCCUCUGCCGGCAUAAUAAUGCGGUCCGUGCCGCAAAUCAAACCUUGAACCCCGAAUCACGCACCCUUCUCCCCGGAAUUGCCUUUGGAGAUUUCCUCCGCCGAUUCAAAGAACCUUUAAUGGAAGAAGGGUUCCAGGACAUAAUACGCGUGGAAUUCCGCUUCCGAGGAGACGAAAACGCCAAAAGAUUAUGGGGUCAGUAUUGGGUGUAG
Molecule: messenger RNA, 1332 nt
Organism: Aspergillus welwitschiae
Lineage: Eukaryota; Fungi; Ascomycota; Eurotiomycetes; Eurotiales; Aspergillaceae
Product: putative DNA 3'-phosphatase Tpp1
Exons: 9
Coding region: 1-1332 (443 amino acids)
Biological process (GO): DNA repair
Molecular function (GO): double-stranded DNA binding; ATP-dependent polydeoxyribonucleotide 5'-hydroxyl-kinase activity; polynucleotide 3'-phosphatase activity
Source: RefSeq, a predicted model, not a curated record